UCAAAGUAUGCAGACUGUAUGUAUAGUCAAAAGUAAACAGAAAAUACAUUUUUUUUAAAAAUGUUUGCCUCUAAAAGUUCCAAAUAUUAACAUGUCAAAAUAGUUCAGAAAUUCUGUCGCAGAGCUGAGCUGCUCUUAAAAGUGGAACUUUUGAAAUUCAGAAAAUUGCGUGUUUAUUAUACCAAUGGACCUUUCCGAUGGUGAUCUUAAGCUCCGCCCCCUCAGCCAUGUCCCAAAAGCUUCCAAAAUGGCGAUUGAACAGAACACGUUUGAAGUCGGUUUUCUAUCGCGUAUUCCAGAUAAUAUUGGGGUAUGUUUUUUUGCCAAAUGCGUUAAACUUAUCCAAUAGAGUUCCGCACAUAGGUCUCAGCUAUUUCACGCAAACAUAUGUACACGGAAUUAAGAUUUUGGAUGGAGCAGGACGCAAUGUCAGAGUUACAGUGAAACGUUGGCGAUUAUGUUGGCGAGCGAUUGACAGGCAACAAUUAUGAACUGGUCUGCGUUGGAGGCCCUCCUCGGCGGGGUCAGCAAGUACUCCACGGCGUUCGGCCGCGUCUGGCUCUCCAUGGUCUUCGUCUUCCGGGUCUUGGUGUUCGUGGUGGCGGCGCAGCGAGUGUGGGGCGACGACAGCAAGGACUUUGACUGCAACACGCAACAGCCCGGCUGCACCAACGUUUGCUACGACGCCGUCUUUCCCAUCUCCCACAUCCGUCUGUGGGCACUGCAGCUCAUCUUCGUCACGUGUCCCUCCUUGAUGGUGACGUGUCACGUGAAGUAUCGGGAGAAUCGAAACAGGAAUUAUGCCCGGUUACACGAGGGGACUGCUCUGUAUGCCAACCCUGGGAAGAAACGAGGCGGUCUGUGGUGGACUUACUUGGUCAGCCUGAUUUUCAAGGCCGGAUUUGAUGCCGCCUUCCUUUACAUUCUCCACCAUAUAUACCAGGGCUUCGACAUGCCACGAUUGACCAAGUGUUCUCUGGAGCCGUGCCCCAACACAGUGGACUGUUAUAUUUCGAGGCCUACUGAGAAAAAAAUCUUCACCCUGUUUAUGGUUGUCUCUUCGGCUGUCUGCAUCUUCAUGUGCCUUUGCGAGAUGGUCUACUUCAUCUGCAAGCGUUUACAGAAAUGCUGCAGAGCGAGGUCUGCCCUCGGUCCAGAAAAGUCAGCGCCCGAGUCCAACCUCAGAUCCAGAAGCGUCAUUAGAGUUGAUCCCACCGCUUCCAUUUGCGACCUCAAAAUGAUGAGUGAGGAAAAGCGGAAAUGUGAAAGCAACAAGGUGGAUCACAUUAAAGGCAAACAUAUCAUGAUUUUGUAAAAUGAUUAUGAAUAUACCCAUUGUCCAAGUGGUAAAGGUUAUGAUGUGUUUUCACAUCUUAUUUCACGAUUUAAAAGUGUGCACUUAAGGUGAUAAAAGUGGGAAUUUUCAGUUCAACAUUUUUGCAUUCACAUCAGUUGAUAAUCUCUAUAAAAUCAAUUUUUAGGUACUGUAUCCUAAAUCAAAUUAAUAAUAAUAAUCACGAUAAGAAUAAUGAUAAUAACAUUGUAGAUGUAUAACACGUCUCCAAUUAACAUAGCAUUGCCGUGUUAGUCUACCGAGAUACUGUUUGCCAUAUUAGUAAAUACGUAUUUUAAAAUAAAAUAAAAAUGACAAACGUGGAUAAGGUUUUACUGCCUCCUACCGUCCAAUGAGAAACACCGACGCAACAAGCGCUUUUUUAGAGACUUUUCCAGCAGAUGUGUAAUAUGUACGUUAUGCGGGUUUAUUAUAUGAUUUCUGAUUUUUUUUUUUUUAAUUUCCCCCACUCCUCUUUCCAAUCGGUGGGUGAGAGGGCGGGUCAUACAACCUAAAUGAAUAUAACAUGGAACUUGUUAACAUUCAAUUAAGGAUAUAAUCCAAUUAAUUAUAGUGAAUUGUAUGUUAUAUUAUUCUGUUGGGUGAGCAAUAAACUACUGUCAGACGUCACAUACUGGAUUCUGUAUCAUUUAUUUGGCUUUUUUUCUGUAUUCUCAUACUCAAUAAAUCACAAGGCAGCAUUAAAAAAACGUUUGGUCGUCAUAACUACCAGGUCAAUUAUAUUUAUUUCAUUGUAUUGUAUUUCCCUGGAUG
Messenger RNA from Syngnathoides biaculeatus (alligator pipefish), 2107 nucleotides. It is a transcript of the gene gjb9b, whose product is annotated as gap junction protein beta 9b. The transcript has 3 exons. The coding region runs from base 488 to 1315 and encodes 275 amino acids. The record is from RefSeq and is a predicted model, not a curated record. Gene Ontology annotation, biological process: cell communication. NCBI's taxonomy places the organism in Eukaryota, Metazoa, Chordata, Actinopteri, Syngnathiformes, Syngnathidae. Gene Ontology annotation, cellular component: connexin complex.